This is a messenger RNA of Malania oleifera, 1857 nucleotides long. RefSeq names its product 5'-adenylylsulfate reductase-like 5. The transcript has 4 exons. The record is from RefSeq and is a predicted model, not a curated record. The coding region runs from base 548 to 1453 and encodes 301 amino acids. NCBI's taxonomy places the organism in Eukaryota, Viridiplantae, Streptophyta, Magnoliopsida, Santalales, Ximeniaceae.
UCAAAAAAGCUUAUAAACAUUAUAAUUUAAUAUCUAUAAAAUUUCGUUCAUUCAAAAAAGCAAAACCACAUUAAAUAGAUCAAACUAGGAACAUACCCACCAUUCCAAUUUAUAAAAAUAUUGAUGAGCAUGUUGAACAAUUGGGAAAGGAGUUGAAUUCCUAUAAAACGACGCCGUACGGGAACAAACGAUGGUCUUAAAUGACGACGCGCUCCGACGUGCGAACGUUUACCCCCAUCCGGAGAAACCACAAAGCACAAGCGUGUAUUCAGCCGUUCCGUCGCACUCCUGUCCAAUCAGAUUCCGCCGGUGAGCUGCUUUAUCUUCACUCGCAGGUGAUCCGAUCAGUGCACCGUCCUGAAACACAACAAAUAUCAAAUCGAACGAUAAUCUCAUCGUCCGAAGACGGAAGAGGCAGAGUGCUGCGAUUGCUGGUGUCGCAGAGAGAGAGAGAGAGAUCGAAUUCACCAACCGAGGAGAGAGCGGUUUCAGAGAGAGAAAUCAGAAGACGAUCGACAGAAUCGUUCUUUUUCCGUUUUGGUUCUCAAUGGCGGCGUCUAUUAAAUAUCUCGCAUGGUUUUGCAUGUUCGCAACGGCAUCUUCGAUUCGAUUUGUUUCAUCGGCGUCAUCUCUGGCCACGUGUGAUCCUCUGUCCAAUCCCGUCCUGUACAACCUCCAGCUUCAAUGCCCUCUCUCGAUCUCGCCAUCUUCGCCUAUUGAGAUGGAUGGAGAAUCUCUUGACAGAGCUUUGGCUUUCAGUUCAAGAAAUGUAUACACUGCCGUACUCUUCUAUGCUUCCUGGUGUCCAUUUUCACGUGAUAUGCGGUCCAAAUUUGACAUGCUUGGUUCCAUAUUUCCUCAAAUCACACAUCUGGCAGUUGAACAGUCUUCAGCCAUGCCAAGUGUAUUUUCAAGACAUGGAAUUCAUAGUGUACCCUCAUUAUUGAUAGUGAAUGAUGGUGCAAGUGUCCGGUUCAAUGGUCAAAGGAAUCUAGACUCUCUCAUGUGCUUCUAUGUGAAAACAACAGGACUUGGGCCGGUGGGAUAUUGGGCUGAAGGUAUACCUAAUCUCUAUGAUUCUCGAAAGGAAGUUGUGUGGCCAAUGAACAUGUCAUCAAUGAAGGAGUUUGCCAUCAAGGAACCCUACAUAGUAUUCUCACUCCUGUUCCUUGUUUUAAGGGCAAUCCUACAUUUCAUCCCGGGGAUAUUGUCUCGUCUCACAGCCUUAUGGGUCUCAUAUCUUCCUCAUCCAAACUUGGGAAUUUUCGGAGAAGCAAGUCAGUUUGUGGGGCGCAUUCUCCACCUGAUUGAUGUGAAGAGGGUGUUGAGCAAGCUGAAGCUAUGUAAAACGAGGAAUUUCCAUGACCGAGCUAGAAGUGCCCGGGUUUGGGCUUCAUCCCUGGCCUCGGUCUCAUUGGGCAAGACAAGAGCAUCUCCCCUGGGGAUUUCAUAAGAUUCGAACUAGAUGGAUGUUUUUGGCAUGGAACAGGAUCCUGUGAUGCUUGGGAAGUCUUUGCUCCACCUCUUUUCUACUUUUAGCUUUAAUUUUUCACGAAAUGGAUCAGUUCUUCCUCCUGCUCCUCUUUUUCUUCUGUCUUUUUCCUUUUUUCUUUCUUUUUUCUUUUUCAUUUAAGGUAGCCUAAGAACUGGUGCUGGUGUCCUUUGGGGAGGUUGGAAGUGGAGCAAGAGAGCUAAUCUGCUGUGUAAAUUGAAUACAUUUUAAUCUCUUCUGUAUAUUACUUAGCAUACUUCUGAACAAAAAUUAGGGUUUUGUAGAAUUAACAGUCCUUUUAUUUUUACAUGGUUUAUGAUGUGAGGCUAUUGUCUAAUGAUCAAGCUUGUGUGUUUAUUGCAUCA